AUGUCGGUCCCGCAGACGCCGUCGACUCUGCGCAGGAGUAGCCCGGCUCCGCCGCUUGGCACCAGUCUCGUCCUGGACGACCUUUCCACCCUCUCUCGCAAACGGUCCCGCCCUUCCUCUCUCGUCGUCUUCCCCUCCAGAAUCAUCGCCCGCUCCAUCCGUUCCGCCCUCCUCUUCCCCAAAUCCAUUUCCUCCGCUGUCAAAACCUAUCAAACUCAAGCCUCACUCGUGGUCUCCCUUUAA
Molecule: messenger RNA, 243 nt
Organism: Puccinia triticina
Lineage: Eukaryota; Fungi; Basidiomycota; Pucciniomycetes; Pucciniales; Pucciniaceae
Exons: 1
Coding region: 1-243 (80 amino acids)
Source: RefSeq, a predicted model, not a curated record